AUGCUCGAGCACGUUCGAGCUGGAAACGACAUGGAUAUCCUGCUAAACAAUUUCACCGGAGCAGACCUACUAUUACAACUUUCAGUUGUCCCUGAGACCGGAAGGCGCUACGAUUUUCCUUUUGCCAAGGGCAUGCCUUUGCACUUACUAUUCGAGGGUAAUACAUAUCUCGAUUCUUUCGUGUAUGAAGCCGUGAUCCCUCAAUCAACGCCGAGUACUACACGGCUCGAGAGAGCGAUAAACGGUAUAAACGGUGUAAACAGUACACUUCAGGGGUAUCCCAUUACAUUCCGUCAGGGCGCAUACGACAAGCCAUUUCGGGCCGCGAAAAUGGCGGACCCAAUGCUCGAGAAGAUUGACGUUUCGAAGUGGACGUCGGUCAGUUCGGACAAUCGAGUCCUGCGGAAGUACCUAGGAUCUUAUUUCCUAAACCCCUCAGUACUGUCUCCGGUGCUCCAUAAAGACCUUUUCUUUGAAGACAUGAUUACUGGUGAAUGCCGUUUUGCGUCGAAGCUUCUUGUCAACGCUGUGCUAGCUGCCGGAUGUCAAAGCUGCCUUGAUCUGGAGGAUCGUUGGAUGCUGUGGAAUCCAGACAAUAUUGCCUACAAAUUCCUGAGCGAGUUUCAAGCCGCCUUGAUAAUGAAUGUUACGUACAACCUCAAUGCCAAUGACUUCAUCGCAAUCCGAUAUCUGGAUCAGGCGUGUGACAUGGCCAAAGCGCUUGACCUCUUUGGUCCAGCCGGCCACGGACUGAACUUUGUUGCGCAAGGGUCGCGACAAGCUGCGGUCUGCCUUACGUACUCUCGCCCACUCAAGAUCAAGAAGCCGCCUGCGAUGGCACUACCAGAUCCCAUGAGACAACCAGGAUUCUACGCCAAUGAUAUACGGGUGCAGUAUCCGCUCUCGGAACAGCUGGUAUCACUACGCAUGGACCACAAGAUGCACCUGGAAGCCCAGCUGUACCGGACUCUUGGCGAGAUGGCAAGUUCUUUGCCUGUGGAGAAGCAAUCUUUGGCAGACGCAUUUCGCUUGAAAGGGAAAUUGGACCAGUGGUUCUCUAAAGUCACCGAGUUAUUUGAUCCGAAGGUCCUGGUCUUCCCGAUCCACUUUGAUCUUCAUAUGCAAUACUACUACUGGAUCAUUCGCUUGUUCCAACCGUUGAUCGUCCAGACAGCAACAGCGGCACCCGCGCCGCCGUCAUCACUGGACGGAACGCCUCAAGGCAUCGUGCGCCACUCGCAAGUCAUGUUCGAGACCCUCCUCCGAAUUUACUAUCUUCGGCACAGUUACAGCACCUAUGACGCAUGGAUCAUCCACUUCCUCCUAGUACUAGGCACCAACGCACUCAAUUCCCUCUACGAUGCCACCGCUCCCACAGCAUUCCAACAUCCAGCCGACGCACUGUCUUCGCUCCUUCUUGCGGUUAAGGGCCUCAAGCAACAGAGCAAGAACGUAUACAUCGCUAGGAUAUGCGCGCUAGGACUGCAGAAGAGCAUGAGGCCAGACGAUCUACAAUGGGUGAGGACGUUCCUUUUUCUGAAGCCUGUCACUAAAGAAGACCAACGCAUGAUCGACGAGAGCGCGAGGUGUUCGUAUCCCGUGCCGAUAGUCAGUUCUGAGGGGCAGCUAGAGACGAGAAAGCUGGGCGAGAUAAUGAAAGGCGUUGAAGAGCUACCUGUGGAAGAAUAG
Didymosphaeria variabile is the source of this 1689-nucleotide messenger RNA. RefSeq lists its product as uncharacterized. NCBI's taxonomy places the organism in Eukaryota, Fungi, Ascomycota, Dothideomycetes, Pleosporales, Didymosphaeriaceae. The coding region runs from base 1 to 1689 and encodes 562 amino acids. The record is from RefSeq and is a predicted model, not a curated record. The transcript has 5 exons.